This is a messenger RNA of Batrachochytrium dendrobatidis JAM81, 3251 nucleotides long. Its product is annotated as Ran GTPase-binding protein LOS1. The record is from RefSeq and is a predicted model, not a curated record. The transcript has 7 exons. The coding region runs from base 27 to 3218 and encodes 1063 amino acids. Gene Ontology annotation, biological process: tRNA re-export from nucleus. Lineage: Eukaryota; Fungi; Chytridiomycota; Chytridiomycetes; Rhizophydiales. Gene Ontology annotation, cellular component: nuclear pore; nuclear matrix; cytoplasm. Gene Ontology annotation, molecular function: tRNA binding; small GTPase binding.
GAAAUAACUUGCGACCUUGAAGGCCGAUGGAGGAUCUGUGUAGAGCCGUGGAUGUGGCAUUCAGUCACACUGCACAACCAGCUAUCAAAGCCGAAGCUACUGCUUACUGUAACCAGGUGCGAGAGUCUGCUAGAGGAUGGGAAUUGGCAGUUCGCAUUCUUGCUGCUGCCGAUACUCGGCAGGAUUCUGGUUCAAGUUAUAGUUUAGAGGUCCGGUUCUAUUGCUUUCAGAUUUUGGAGGACAUGCUGCGUCAUCGUUCCGAUAAUUUGACCCAAGAUGAGCAUCUUUUUAUACAACAAAGUAUUUGGGAGUUGGUGCGUCAAUAUUACUCUGAUCCAAGCAGACCGUCUUAUUUGAAAAACAAACUGUCGGUAGUGAUUGUGCUUUUAUUUAAAGCACAGUAUCCUACAAAAUGGCCUACGUUUUUUGAUCAGCUGCUUUCUCUCCUGUCUGAUUCUGGAGCUCAGAGAUCGCUUAUUAUGGCCUUUUUGCAUAUAUGUGCUGUCAUUGAUGAAGAAGUUGUAUGCCUUUACGUGCCACGAACUCCAGAAGAUGUGGUUAGAAACAAUGCAAUCAAGGACUGGAUGCGAGAGGGUCCUGUAGAGGCGCUUAUUAGAUCAUGGAUGAGUUUGCUAAGAUCUCACUAUAUGUCAGAUGCCGAGAUCACAAAUGCCUGUGUUGGAUUAUUUGGUGUCUAUGCAUCAUGGGCGGAUAUCAAUCUUAUUUUACAGUCGGAGUUUGUAGAUGCACUGUUGGGAUUUUUGAGUGUUCCUGACCUGAGAAUUGCUGCUUGCGAUUGCAUUGCAGAAAUUGUAGGAAAGGGCAUGAAAGUUGCUGAUAAACUGCAGCUGCUACAGCUUCUUAGAUUACCGGCAAUCAUUGAUACAUUUGAAUAUGGACCAGAGGAUUUUGAUGAACAGGUUGCAAAGCUAAUCAACUGCAUUGGCAUGGAAUUGUGCCAUUGUUGUCAAGAAGGUCAAAGCAGUCUAGAGCGCGAUCAAUCUCUUGUUGUUCUACAACAAGUGUUUCCAUACUUGAUUAAAUAUUUGGGCAACGAGUAUGACGACACGGUUUCCGCUCUACUACCGUUUGUCCAAGCUCUACUCUUGUUAAUGAAACGAAUUAAAAAGAGUACAGUCACUUCUGAACAACGGAAAUUUCUGACUCAACUACUUCAAGUUCUUGUUGGUAAAAUGAAGUUUUUAGAUGAUGAUGAAUUCAGACUUGGUCCAGACGCAGGUGAAUCGGAAGCUUUGUUUGCAGAUCUUCGAAAAAGUUUCAAGGCGCUACUUGAAUCCAUUGCUUCUAUCGACGAUGGUCUGUUUGUGUCCUGUAUAUCGAGCACCGUUUUACAAAAUUUUGAGCUAAUGAUUCAUGGCGUACAAGCUGGAAAGGCUCCUCAACACAUUUUAAAAUGGCCCGAUGUCGAGAUUGCUCUUCAUUUACUCCAUGUGUUUAUCGAGGCAAAACCAUUUAAAGCUUCUCCAAUAUAUAUUCUCGAGUCAGGAAAUCUUUCGCCGUUGGGACAGAUGCUUUCAAAAUUAUUUGAAUGUGAUGCUGUUUCUUAUCCGCACAUAUCGGUUCCGAUCCUAUAUUUUGAAAUUCUUGUCAGAUAUUCACAGUUUUUUGAACAGUGUCCGCACUAUCUUCCCCAGGCACUCAAUGCGUUUAUUGGUGCACGCGGUCUUCACCACCCCAAUAUGGCAAUCCGGCUUCGAUUAAAUUAUCUUUUUUUAAGAUUUAUCAAACACCUCCGCCAGCUGAUUGGUACAUAUGCUGAUGGUAUUCUGAGCAGUAUCGAAGAUCUGAUUGUGAUUGUUCAGAGAAAGCCAUCUUUAACUGAUGUAUCCAAUGGUGAUACUCCAUCUCAGCUUACAAAGGUGACAGUGGUAGAAAACAGUGCAGAAUUUGACAGCCAGUUGUAUCUUUUUGAAUGCGCAGGUCACCUUAUCUCUGCAGAUUUGGUGGAGCCUUCAAAGCGUGCGCUAUUACUAGGGAAAAUACUUUCCCCUAUGAUUUAUGUGAUCGAGUCGAGUAUGCAACAAUUGCUACAAGGAAAUCCAGCGAGUCAGCAAAUCACAAUCCUAUUGGCAGACACGAUCACUGCCAUUGGCAGUGUAAGCAAGGGAUUCCCCGACUAUGUCGGUGAUCAUCUCGUAGCCAACAGUGCUGACAUUGCCCCUUCUUCGCAGUCUUCCAUUAAACGUAUAAUGGAAACCCAAGUCGUGCAGAUUUUUCAAGAAGUACUUCAUCGAAUCUUGCUAGUACUCGAGCGUCUUAGUGACUCAAGUCUCAUUCGUGAAGCGUCUCGAUCAUCAUUACAAUGCAUGGUUGGCUGUGUCGGGCCAGUAAUUCUUGAUCAUCUACCAACAUUCCUGUCAGCUGGUUUACUUUCAAGCACCACUGCAACAGAAUUGAUCGACUUUUUGCCCUUUAUUGGAUUAAUGAUUUACAAGUUUAAAUUCUCUAUUGCAGACAUCCUGGUAGAGUUAUGGACACCUCUUCGCGAGAAAAUAUUUCUGUUUUUGAAUCAACAAGCAGUUGGAACGGACGAUAUUAUUCAACAAAUUUCUCUUCGUCGAUCAUACCUUACCUUAUUUACCGCACUGUUUAAUUCCGAAAUGCAAGCUAUUCUAACAUGCUCAGCCAAUGUCGCGCAUCUUUCUACUACGCUCAUGUCCAUCAUGUUAUGCUUGGAUGAAAAUUCAGACGUGACCGUGCACAAGCUUGUGUUUUCUCUUUUUUCUAAAAUGGUCUACUGCUGGGCAGGUGACGAUAUCCAGAGCAGUGCAAAUGCUGGCACUCAACAAUCAGGGUCGCAUGCCAGUGAUGGACACAUUGUAAAACCUCCAGUAGUUGGCGCUGCACGGGGACGAGAUGCUACCUUGAAACGCACCCCACUCAAUGGAUUCAACCAAUUUGUGUUUGAAAACAUUUUGCCUAUCAUGUUUGAGCUCCCGCUUCGCCAAUCUUUUAAUCCAGCUGAUGGACAGGCGCUUGUUCUUCUUGGCGAGAUUGCCUCUUUGCACAAGGUUUGUGUUGAAGUUUUAGGUGCAGAAUAUGUCGAUUUUAUUGCAAAAAAUUAUCUUCCAUCUCGUGGCUGUCCGCCAGAAACUGCACAAUUGUUUGCCACUAAUUUGCUCAAUCUUGACAAAAAAGAACUGAAAAAGUACAUUCAGACAUUUGUACAAGCCACACGAUCUAUUCCAACCAGAUAACAGUGCAUUAUUAAAAAACAUUUAUUUCAACAC